GGAGCCGAGCCCGGCGGCCGCGCCUCCCUGGCUCUCCCCGUCCGGAUUCCCGGCGCCGCAGCCGCCCCGCCGUGACGCGGGCAUGAGCCUGGCCAGUCGCCCAGUCCAACUAGCGCCCCCGGCCCGGGCCGCGGCGCCCAGCAGGUGCCGGCCGAGGGAGCCUCGGGGACAAUGCUGAGGCUGCCGAGGUGAGGGCUGCCCGUCCGACGGCCGGCCAGGCGAAGGUGGGACACGGACAGGAUCGCGAACAGGUGAUCGGAGGCGCCAGAAACCAACCGGAGCUGCUGCCACCGCCGCGGUUCCCUGCUCUCCCUUGGGCCAGGCCGGGGGGAAACAGCAAACCAUGGCGACCAGUUUCAACGACAUCGUCAAACAGGGCUAUGUGCGGAUGAAGAGCAGAAAGCUCGGGAUUUACCGGAGGUGCUGGCUUGUGUUCCGGAAAUCCUCCAGCAAGGGGCCCCAGCGGCUGGAGAAGUACCCAGAUGAGAAAUCCGUGUGUCUUCGAGGCUGUCCCAAGGUGACGGAGAUAAGCAAUGUCAAGUGUGUCACUCGACUCCCCAAGGAGACCAAGAGGCAGGCGGUGGCCAUCAUAUUCACUGACGACUCUGCCCGGACCUUCACCUGUGACUCAGAGCUGGAGGCGGAGGAGUGGUACAAGACCCUGUCCGUGGAGUGUCUGGGGUCAAGGCUCAACGACAUCAGUCUUGGGGAGCCGGACCUCCUGGCCCCAGGGGUACAGUGCGAACAGACAGACCGCUUCAAUGUCUUCCUGCUGCCCUGCCCCAAUCUGGACGUGUAUGGCGAGUGCAAGCUGCAGAUUACGCAUGAAAACAUCUACCUCUGGGACAUCCACAACCCUCGAGUAAAGCUCGUCUCGUGGCCCCUCUGCUCACUGCGCCGCUACGGCCGAGAUGCCACCCGCUUCACCUUUGAGGCUGGCCGGAUGUGUGACGCAGGAGAAGGACUCUACACUUUCCAGACGCAGGAUGGGGAGCAGAUCUACCAGCGGGUGCACGGUGCCACGCUGGCCAUAGCUGAGCAGCACAAGCGAGUCCUGCUGGAAAUGGAGAAGAAUGUGCGGCUCCUGAACAAGGGUACUGAGCACUACUCCUAUCCCUGUACACCCACCACCAUGCUGCCCCGCAGUGCCUACUGGCACCACAUCACUGGCUCCCAGAACAUCGGUGAGGCCGCUAGCUACGCUGGUGAGUCGCUGCUGGGGCCUGCGUCCACCUGCCUGGAGGUCCCACAGAGGGACAGGCAGAGUGGCCAGGGAGCCCUUGACACUGCCCUGAGGCCUGGCCCUGCCUGUGUGUCCACAGGUGAGGGCUACACUGGGGCAGCCCAGGCCAGCUCCGAGACGGACCUCCUCAACAGAUUCAUCCUGCUGAAGCCAAGGUCAAGCCCAGGGGACAGCAGCGAGGCUCAGGCCCCAGCCCAGUGACGCAGGGCUGAUGGGUGCCCACGUGACUGUGGGGCUACCUGUGACUGUGGACGGUCCCAGGGGCUGGAGCCAUGGGCCCAGAGAAGGGGAGCAAGCUGUCUCCUUGUCCCCAAGAGUAAGGCUGACCAAGGUCAGGGUGGCCAAGCCACCGAGCAUGUGUGAGGGGCUGGAGCUACCAUGGAACUCUAUACUGUUAAUGACUUAAUAUAUAUGGCUCAUGAUAUAUUCUCUAUUAAUGAAACCUCCCUAUCCUUCCCCUCUACCAUUUUCAAACCCUGAGACCAGGCCAGAGUCCAGGCUGUACUUGAAUGGGGGGAACCUUUGUCCCUGCCCUCUGGAGCUGGGCUCUCUGGCUGCUGGACCCCAGGAGCAAGACUUUCCCAGCCCAAGGCUGCCGCCACUGUUCCCAAGCGGUCCAGAGACUGGCCAGUAGGCAGCUUCCAAGUCCUGCUGGCCUGGAGUGGCACAGGAAGGAUCCGACUCACACUGCGCCACUUGGUAGUCCCGCACUUGGAAGUUCUAAGCAGAGGUGCCAUUUGGUUGGUACCUCAGGUGAAAAAUUUUGUUUUAAAAAUGUCCUUUCUGCCCCUGCUCCUUUGUGCUCAGCAGGCUGAGAAGAGACCCUGGGGGUAAGGCCGCUGGUGGCUGCAAGGGCCAGUCUAAACUCUGCACAGGGCAGUCUGUGGCAGACAGGGGUCACCUCAGCCCGGUGGGGCGUCUGGCCCACCUCCUGCCAGCCACAAGCACCCCAAAACUCUCCCACAUGGUGCUGAGGCUUGCUGCUGAAAUGCAAUUAAAGCAAUUGAUUUUCUAGUGCUGGUAUUUAUUGAUGACCGUGCAGAAGGGCUAUCUUUCUAUCACGUCGUACCUUUGGUUGCGUGGUUUUUGUUUUUUACUACUUUAGGGUUCUGAUUUGUGGAAGCAAACCUUGUAAAUAACCACUAUUCCAGUUGUGGCAGGAGAAAGCCAGAGGCUCAGGCUCCCCCUUCCCGGCCCCCACCCCCCUCCCCCGCCUACUCAGGCUCAGCUCCUAAUGCUGACCCUGGGCCUGCCCCUCCA
Messenger RNA from Suncus etruscus (white-toothed pygmy shrew), 2503 nucleotides. It is a transcript of the gene DOK4, whose product is annotated as docking protein 4. The record is from RefSeq and is a predicted model, not a curated record. Gene Ontology annotation, cellular component: cytoplasm. The transcript has 8 exons. Gene Ontology annotation, biological process: cell surface receptor protein tyrosine kinase signaling pathway; positive regulation of MAPK cascade. Lineage: Eukaryota; Metazoa; Chordata; Mammalia; Eulipotyphla; Soricidae. The coding region runs from base 344 to 1444 and encodes 366 amino acids.